AUGAUUUUCCGACUAUUCGGGGUACCGGAGAUCAUGCUCACGGACAAUGGAUCGCAGUUCGUCUCAAAAACUUUUAAGAGUCUGCUGGAGGCUUAUCAAGUGUCCCACUGGCUAACCCCUGCAUUCCACCCUCAGGUCAACAACACCGAAAGGGUGAAUCGCGUCAUUACGACGGCACUUCGGGCAACUUUAAAAAAAGGCCACAAUCAUUGGGCAGACGAUGUUCAGGAAAUCGCCAACGCAAUCCGUAACGCAGUUCAUGACUCCACGAAGUACAGCCCGUACUUUGUCGUUUUUGGUUGGAACAAGAUUUCGGACGGAAGGGAGCACGGUUACGUAAGGGACAACUAUCAGCCAAGCGCGGAUGACGACAAUUCUGUUUCCGAUAGACGGAAGAAAUUGUUCGAGGAAGUGCGAACCAAUCUGACCAUGGCGUACCAAAAACACGCUAAAACAUACAACCUUCGAUCAAAUGCUAAAUGUGCUUCUUAUAUAGUGGGGGAGAAGGUGCUGAAGCAAACCUUUGACCUUUCUGACAAGGGGAAAGGGUUUUGCAAAAAGCUAGCGCCCAAGUACGAAUCGGCUGUUGUGCGGAAGGUACUUGGCUCCAAUACCUAUGAAUUGGUAGAUCUUGCGGGAAAAGAUUUGGGGUCUACUUCGCUAAUCGGCUGA
Topomyia yanbarensis is the source of this 672-nucleotide messenger RNA. RefSeq lists its product as uncharacterized. Lineage: Eukaryota; Metazoa; Arthropoda; Insecta; Diptera; Culicidae. The coding region runs from base 1 to 672 and encodes 223 amino acids. Gene Ontology annotation, molecular function: nucleic acid binding. The record is from RefSeq and is a predicted model, not a curated record. Gene Ontology annotation, biological process: DNA integration. The transcript has a single exon.